UUCGUCAGACAAACUGGGCGGAGAGACUUGAUAUACUGGAUCAUGUGAGUGGAUGAUUGGUCCGUACAUUUAAGAGGUGUGUCUUAUGUUAUACAGAUGAAGAUUAAGCUUUACUGAUUGCUUGCUUCGGUGUGUUUGGCUGAGAGUUAUUGGCGAAAAAUGCAUGUAGGCAGGAGCUCAGAGCAUUCCGCUUGUUAAAUGUGUUUAUACCGUUAAAACAACAGUGAUGUUUGCAUCAACGCACAAAUUAACGGACACAUGUAAAAAAGUUGUUAAUACAAAAGAAAACGAAUGCGUUUGAAUUCAUUGAGGAAAAUUAAGGGGUUUGUUGAUCGAAACAGAAGCACCUGCAAAUCCUUGACAUUUAUUUUAUGAUAUAUCGUAGUCAUCAGGGAAAACGUAUUAGAACCCUAACCCCCUUUUAAUAAUCUAUUUAACUGUUAAAACUAUGUUAAUCACGAUUUAUUUAUUUGAGUCUACUGCAAAACUGAGGUUGACUUUACUGUUUGUCACAAGAGGGCGUUGUUGCAUUGAAGAUUCAUUUGUAGGAUUUGACCGUUCAAACUGUACUUUUAAAUCGGUGUCUUUUUUGGGAGGUGAAAGCAAAAACAAACCAGAAACAACAAACAACAUUUGAUGUAAGGUGGGUGUAUAGUAAAAUCAAUUUAGCGGUGAAGUUAAUAUUGUAAUUAUAUGUACUUGUUAUUAUUGUAUACUUUAUUGACACUUGCAAUAUGGGAAAAGUGCCAACACAAUUGAGCCCAACCAGCUUUCCCAUUCCAAUUCUGCCAUGUCGCCAGGCAUUUCCCCCAGGCGCAGGCAAAUUGAAAAAGACAAACUCGCUGAGAAAUGUCCCUUGUAGCUUCCCAUCCCGGAACUGUCCUGUUUCCAAGGCAACGAGGACGCGAUGACUGCUGGACGACAAACCAACUACUGAAAACCUCAAAUAUAUUUAUAACUUCAGUUAUAUUCCCCUGUGAGGUAAUUUUACGAUUACAUUAAAUAGUUAAAUAGCAGCCUAUUGUUAUUUUCAGGUGAGCAUGGAACAAACCUACUUUUAUUGCUGGGUCUGUUAGAUGUCAUCCUGUCCUAAACAGGCUCUGUGUUUUCUCUUAAACUUUCUGUUAGGCUAUUUUGAAAAACCUGGCUCUUCAAAUGUACAAGUAUCCUGUAAGUCGUUUACUGUAAAUAUCCCUACAGGUAUUAAAAGGGACUCCAUGGCUGAUGUGAGCUCAGUUCAGUAUUUCAUUGAGCGGUUCUCUGUAAUUUGCAACAAGCCAGUGUCCCAUGUGCAGCUGGCAUGCUGCUCUUCUCAUUGUGCUGUUCCAUGGCAGGACAAGAACAUAAGGGUUUACACCACCGACAACCUGGAGCAUCCAUUGGAACUCACCGGUCACCAUGGUGAUGUCUCUGCCAUGGUGUUUGGAACAGUGAAAGGUCGUUGGAUUCUGUGCAGCGCUUCAGAAGAGUAUGUGAUUGUCUGGGACAUUGAUAGAUGCUACAGACAAGUCAAAGAGGGUGUAAUUGCUUCAGGCAGAGUGGUCGGCACGUUGCUCGGCAGGGUUGUGCAUCUGUCCCUGUGUCCGCAGACAUCUAAAGUGGCAGUAUGCUCAGGCUCCAGAGUGUUUGUUUUGAAUGCAGAGAGGGAGGAAGUGCUCGCUGUGUUGAAGGCUCAUCUUGGUCCUGUGACUGCCUCCGAGUUCUGUCCAUGGGACUUCAAUCUUCUCAUCUCAGUCUCAGAGGACCGAACAUUUAAGGUUUGGGAUGUGAUGAAGGGUGAUGUACUCUUUCAGUCUGCUGUGCUAUCAGCAUCUCCGCUGCUUAGUCUGUUCUUCGUGGAGCAAAACAGACAGCUCAUCACAGGGUCUGGUGAUGGACAGCUUUGGUGCCACACUCUCCCUGCGGACCACAAAUGUCGCUUGGUGACAAAACUGGACCUUUCGAAGCUUGAACAGAAGCUGAAAAACCUCAGGAAUAUUAACACACCUCCAAAUGGAAAAGAUGGAAUAACCCAUAAUGAUGUGAGAGGAACAGUGGAGACGGCAAAGCCUGUUCUGAGAAUCUGGGCUCAUGGACCACAGUAUGGCCAUGCUAGCAUGCAUCAGAGAGGAAGUUGUGUGUGGAUUGGAAGUUCUGAUGGGCUGUAUCUGCUUGACCUGGAUACUUCAGAGCUCCUCAUUACCCUUCCGUUCAAAGGUGACUUGAGCAUAUCAAUGGCAGGGUCACUGGCCAUCUCCCAUGGAUGUGCUGACAAUAUAUUAUGUUUGCUGACCUCUCUGUUCGAGCCUUCAGUCGUUCUGUCGGAGGUUAAUAAUGCUCAGCUGGAUGAACUCUGCUUUGGUCUGUUGAAAGGCUUUUCUGUGGAAGAGCAACUUUCAGUGGUGCCUAGCUCCCCUCUGGUGCCUGAGUCCCCUCUAAAUGCUGAGUUGACAAAACUAGGCCUGAAACCCCAGAGAAAAACAGGUGGGAGCUGUCAGAAAAGCGUGAAGAAUCAGCCAUUGGUUUUUCACACGCAAGUGAAAUCAUCAGGAUACAAUGCAGCUGCUUGCAGGACCAUGUUUAAACCACAAACCAACGUUAAGAAAAAAACGAACGCUUCUUCCAAAACUAGCACGAAUAAGAACUGUGUGCUGUUCAACAGGAAAAGCCUCAUAAGGGAGUAUCCAUCUCAAUCUGCAGCACCGAGUAUGUGUUCUAUUCGUCUUUCAGUUUCCACAACUCCAACCACAGUCAGCUCUCUGCAGUAUUCAGGGGAUGGAAAGCACAUUUUGUGUGGUCUUGGAGACAGUUCUGUAUUAUUGUAUAACUCUACACUCACCGACGAUCCAGCUGUCUACACAGGAGGACACGGUAAGACGGUGAACUGCGUGUGCUGGAGUCAUAGUAAGCAGUGGUUUUUGAGUUCUUCUGAGGAUCCUACCCUGUGCAUCUGGACUCCAAGUGUUGCUGAACCUGUUCUGACCAUGGGAUGUGACCAGUUUGCAAAGCCCAUCAGAGGUGCUCAGUUUUAUUAUCUUGAUAAGUUUUUACUGCUGGCGUCGGGAUCAGAUCUACUGCUGUACCUUUACCAUCUGGACACCACGAAAGAUGACAUCAAGAGGUAUAAGCAUAGAAGCAAGUCCAAGCUGACAGGAAAAUUUAAUAUGAAGACAGGAACAGACAUCACCUCAAUAUCAGCAAUCAAUGACUUCUACUCCUAUAUUGUGUUGGCUGCUGGCGCUGACCGCACCAUCCAGGUGUUUGAUAUGAACCACGGCUGUGUGGCCACUCAGAUUCCAGACGCUCACAGUCGGGCUGUCCAUCACCUCACCCAAAACAAGGGGUCUCUUUUCUGUUCACAAACCCCAGAAUCAUACAAUCUCUUCCUUAGCAGCGCUGUAACGGACAGUCUGAAAAUGUGGGACCUGCGUAGUGCAAGAUGUGUCCGUCGCUACGAGAGCCACGUGAACCGUUGUCAUCAGUGCACCGCUACCUUCUCACCCUGCGGUCGCUUCAUAGCUACUGGCUCAGAGGACCAUUCUGCUUAUAUAUAUGAUACACGCAGCAGCGGAUUUCUUCAUAAGCUCCAGAGACACUCCGAUACAGUUCUAAAUGUUGCGUUCAACCCUGCCAAUCCAGAGCUGUUGACUGGAACACUAAAUGGAAAACUGGCUUUGUUUCAUUCGGUUGACUCUUCGCUUCUGUCUUAAGCUUGGGAUCUAUACACUACAACCCCAAAGGAUUGGUGCUUUCUCAUGUCUGCUCUCUGCCUAAUGAGAUUCUUACAUCAGCGAGAUUACUGUACUGACGUGCCACCUCUGUGGGACCUACAACAUGGACAGGAUCUGUGAUUUCAUUGAAAACCUACAGAUGUGACACCUUGCUCACGCCCUGAACCGUCGAGCCAAAGACGCACCCUCAGAGAAAAGUUCAUGUGAACUUAUGUACUGCAGAAACACGUUUGUAUGCUGACAAAGACAUGUUCAUCUAUUGAUGUGUAUAAUGUUUUUUGCGCCUUCAUCUUGUAUAAGCGGAUUGAUUUGAUAUAAAAUGUUUAUAUGUUUUAUAAUGUGCAAGAACUCAUCCUGAUACUUUUUACCAGCACGUAAAAUGAAACAGAUUUUCAGCAACAUGUGUGGUGCUCUGCUUGAUUUACAAACACAAACUAAAUAAAAAAAUGUCAAAUGUGGUGCUUGCAAUGCAAUGCACUGAAUAUUAUAUUUUUAAUGUCUAUGUUAUAUUUUCUAUGUAAUGUUUAUAAUGGCUUUUAACCAGAAUCAUAUUGAAGAACAUCAGCGAUCACUGCAAUUCAGAUUAAAAAAGUUUGCGGUUUUGAGACAAGACACUUGUCAAGACCAAAUACAUCCAUCGUGGCUCCCUGGCGCCAACAGGUCUUAUACUGCCUUCAUGUAAGGGAUAGAGAGGAAUGUUAGUGUUUAAUGAUGGGUGGUGUCCACUACAACAGCUGGCAGCUUUUCUGCACCAAUAACUUCUCUGAGAUCAUUCUGUUCUCUGCCCAUUUUUGCAACUAACCAUCCCGUAGGGGGUUAUCUGUAGCAGACCACUGCAAAGAGAGGGCGUUUCACAGGACUUCAUAUGACAAUAUAAAACAUGCAAUAUACAGUAUAACUGUAUAUUUGUCGAUUUUAUUUAUGACUGUAGGUUCCAGGAUAUGCAUCAUAGCAGUGGUUCUUUAGAGAAUAGUUCACCCAAAAAUCGUCCCCAUUGACUUUCCAUAGUAGGAAUAAAAAUUACUAUGGUCAAGUCAAUUGGGACCAUUUUUGGGUGAACUGUUCCUAUAAAUGCAUAUAAGUACCUCUGAGUCCCGCUGCCAGGCAUAUGACUUCCUUAUAUCAGAUCUUAAUAAAAAAAGUCUAGAGAAAAUUACAUUUAUUAGGUUGUUUAUUGUGAAAACAUUUGGACACUUACACUCUUAAAAAUAAAGGUGGUUCACGAUGCCUAGAAUAACUUUUUUUGUCGAAAUGGUUCCAUAGAGAACCUUUAACAUCCGAAGAACCUUUCUGUUUCACAAAAUGUUCUUUGUGGUGAAAACAUUUUCUUCAGAUUAUAAAAAGGUAAGAAAGAGAUGGUUCUUUAAAGAACCUUUGACUGAAUGGUUCUUUGUGGACCCAAUAUUGGUUCUUAUAUGUCAUCGCUGUGAAGAACCUUUUAAGCACCUUUAUUUUUUGACACCAUUUCUUAGAAGUAACAUUUUUGUUGUUACUUUCAUUCAGCUGGUCAUUUUAUGGGAUAUAUGAAGUCAUAUCUCCUCAAGUUUACACAGAUACAGUAUGUUUCAUCACAUAACCAUACAUAACUAUGGAUGUGUUGUGUUCUUCUAAAUCUGAAUAACCAGAAUGCUGAAACGUCAGGUUUGAGCUGUACUAUAUUUAGCUGAAGUCAGUUGUGUCUCAUUUGUUUGAGAAUGAAUCAGUGUUGCUUCUUCUGUUUCCUAUUAAAGUGGCAAUGUAGGUCACACUUUUCAGUUAACUUUCAUGUAACAAUAUGUGAACCUGGACCACAAAACUAGUCAUUCGAAAUUGAGAUUUAUACAUCAUCUGAAAGCUGAAUGAAUAAGCUGUCCAUUAAUGUAUGGUUCGUUAGGAUAGGACAAGAUUUGGCCGAGAUAGCAAGCUGUUGCUAGGAAGAAACAGGUUUGUUUUAACGCUCUCUAUUUGGUUACCGCUGUAAUGACGUUGUGGAGAGUAGAUGAACCUGCAAGCAGAAAUUGUCAUUUCAGUAAUUCCCAAACUCCGGGCAGCAGCGAGUAAAGUUUGUAGACAUGCAUUUCCCGCUAUUUUUAUUCACGAUUUUGCUGCAUCCACUCACAAAAAUAUUUUUUUAUAUAUUUAGGGUUGGAAAUUUACAAAAUAUCUUCAUGGAACAUGAUCUUUACUUAAUAUCCUAAUGAUUUUUGGCAUAAAAGAAAGAUCGAUAAUCUUGACCCAUACAAUGUAUUGUAUUGCUACAAAAUUUUCUACUUAUGACUGGUUUUGUGUUCAGGGUCACUAUGAAAUGCCAUGAUAUAAGACUGUAUGUUUUGUGUCCUUAUGAGUUCUAAAUGUGAAUGGACACAAUUCAUCAGUUUUGUUUAGUGUCAUGGGUCAAUAAAAAGAAAACAUUUUCAUAAGAUGCUGAUAGUUUU
Molecule: messenger RNA, 6124 nt
Organism: Triplophysa rosa
Lineage: Eukaryota; Metazoa; Chordata; Actinopteri; Cypriniformes; Nemacheilidae
Gene: wdr27
Product: WD repeat domain 27
Exons: 24
Coding region: 1077-3689 (870 amino acids)
Molecular function (GO): protein binding
Source: RefSeq, a predicted model, not a curated record